Molecule: messenger RNA, 2721 nt
Organism: Mesorhabditis belari
Lineage: Eukaryota; Metazoa; Nematoda; Chromadorea; Rhabditida; Rhabditidae
Source: the annotation of a GenBank genome assembly
AUGAAGUGGUUUCUCUUGCUGGGAGCCGUUCUCGCGGUCUCCGCCGUCGAUCGGGCGAAAUUUCGACGCUGUAUCGAUACGGCUUUUUGCAGACGCCAUCGAGAAGACAAAUCAUUGACAGACUACAAAAUCGUGAGCAACAGUCUCAAGUUCAAUGACACCGCUCUUCAUGCCAUUUUGAAAAAUAAGGAAAACUCUCUAGUUUUGGACAUUGUUGCGUUGAAAGAUUCGACGAUUCGAUUGGUGAUUGAUGAGUUCGAAGGGAAAGAAGCUCGAGUCAGAACGAGGUGGCAACCCUUGGAUGCUUUGGCCAAAGCCGAACCCGAACAGCAAAAAAUCAAAAAGUCCGAGGUCGGCAAAGAAGAGUCGUGGUUUGAGACGGAAGAUGGGCAUAAGGUUGUUGUGCAACAUAAACCCUUCCGAGUUGAUCUAUACGCAAAGGGAACCCUCGUCACAACGAUUAACUCAAGAAAUUGGCUACGCUUUGAGCACUUCAGAAAGGGAAAAAAGACAAAAGAUGGAGACGGAUUUUGGGAGGAAAAAUGGGGAGAUCACAAGGAUAUGAAGCCGCAUGGAUCCUCCUCGGUAAGCGUUGACAUUGCACUUCUCGGCUUCAAAAUGGCCUAUGGUUUACCGGAGCACUCGGAGACUUAUGCUUUGCGAAGUACCAACAACUACGAACCCUACCGCCUCUACAAUUUGGAUGUUUUUGAGUACGAGAUCAACAACCCGAUGGCACUUUAUGGAUCAGUGCCCUAUUUGGCCGCCACGAAUCCGAGAAGAACAUUAGGAGUUUUGUGGCUAAAUCCAUCAGAGACUUGGGUCGAUUACGAUAUCUCGAGAGCCGAUUUGGGAGUUGUUGGGAAAUUGGUUGAAACUGAAGAUGAGAGAGCAGAUCGGAUUCCACAAAUCAAUACUCGUUUCAUCUCGGAAACUGGUCUUAUCGACGUGUUCUUCUUCUUAGGACCUAAGCCUCACGAUCUCUUCAGGCAGUACUCAAAAUUGACCGGAGUCACUCCAGUUCCACCGCAAUUUUCUCUCGGAUAUCACCAAUGCCGAUGGAAUUAUAAAGAUGAGAAAGAUGUUAGAGAGGUUAUUGCCAAAUUCGACGAGAACGAGAUUCCGAUGGAUGUAAUCUGGUUAGACAUCGAACACACCGACGAAAAGCGGUAUUUCACGUGGGACAAGGAGAAAUUCCCCGAGCCAAAGCAAAUGGUAGAAGAUGUGGCGAAAAAGGGCAGAAAAAUGGUGCUCAUCGUCGAUCCGCACAUCAAAAAGGACAAAAACUAUACGAUUUACAAGGAAGCAAGAAAAAAAGGCUUUCUGGUGAAAGAGCUUGGUGGGAAGAAAACUUUCGUUGGCAAUUGCUGGCCCCAGGACUCGGUCUACAUUGAUUUUACGAAUCCGGAGGCGAGAAAAUGGUGGAGUGAAAAGUUUGCGCUUGAUAAGUAUGAGGGGACGACGGAAGACGUUCACAUUUGGAAUGACAUGAAUGAACCAUCGGUUUUCAACGGCCCUGAGAUCACAAUGCCCAAAGAUCUUGUCCAUUACGAUGAUCGAGAGCAUCGCGAGGUGCACAACAUGUACGGAUUCUAUCAGCACGAAGCCACUCACAACGGUUUGAUUCAAAGAUCUGAGCGAAAAUUGCGACCAUUCGUCUUGACGCGAGCUUUCUUUGCCGGAUCGCAACGAACGGCUGCAGUGUGGACGGGCGAUAAUGCGGCUACUUGGGAACACUUGAAGGCAUCAAUUCCGAUGCUUCUCACGCUUUCCACGGCUGGGAUCCCAUUUGUUGGCGCUGAUGUGGGCGGCUUUUUCAAAGACACCGAUCCAGAGUUGCUUGUGAGAUGGGCUCAAGCCGGUGCUUUUCAACCGUUCUUCCGAGCUCACGCCCACACGGACACAAAACGGAGAGAGCCCUAUCUUUUGGAUGAAAAUUUCCGAGCCGCCUACAAAAAAGCCAUUGAGACUAGAUACAAAUUUUUACCCUACAUCUACACGAUUUUCUAUGAGCACUCGAAAAAUGGGAAACCUGUGAUGCGACCGCAUUGGUUAGAGCUCGUCGAAGAUGAAGUCGGAUACGAUGAGGACAGGCAAUGGCUGGUGGGAAAUGCGAUUUUGGUGAAACCAACGCUAGAAGCCGGAGAGACACGCACAUCGGUUUAUUUGCCCGGAAAGAGAGAGAUUUGGUAUGAGUUCGACACGGGUAAAGCCCGUCCAUCACCGGGAGCCAUGCAAAUCGAGACACCAAUCGACAAGAUCGCUGUUUUCCAGAGAGGAGGAACGAUUAUCCCGAUUCGAGAGAUGGACGGACCGAGAGCAUCGUUAGCCGAAACAAAAGCCGAUCCAGUUUCCCUGUAUAUUGGACUGAAUAACAGAGGAGACUCCGCCAACGGAACAAUCUAUUUGGACGACGGGGAAACAUUUGCCUACGAGAAAGGAGAGUUCGCCUUCUGGGGUUUCACUUUCAAGAAAGAACACGAUUAUCUCUUCACAAUUACCAGCAAGAAUUUGGACAAAAAGGGGAAACUCGAAUCGGAGAUUCUCAUCGAUAAGAUCUAUCUUCGUGGAGUGAAAUUCUAUCCACAAACCGCUCACAUUUACCUUGAUGAUUUUGUUCCUGAGGAUCUUCCAUUUGAGCACGAUCGUGAUUCACAACAAAUCGUCAUUUCAAAUGUGGGCGCUUACUUGACAAAGGAAUGGAAAAUCGAUUUGCAUGGA